GGAGAGGGUGCGGCUGCUGAGAGCCGAGCACUGCAAUCCAGAUCCUCUGAGUCGUGAAGAAGGGAGACAACGAGGGGGUUGGGGUUGGGGCCUGAGGCAAGGCUCCACUCUUGCCAGAGGGACUGGAGCCAUGGCUCAGAAAAUGGACUGUGGUGCAGGCCUCCUCGGCUUCCAGACUGAAGCCUCUGUGGAAGACAGCGCCUUGCUUAUGCAGACCCUUAUGGAGGCGAUCCAGAUCUCGGAGGCUCCACCUACCAACCAGGCCACAGCAGCUGUCAGCGGGCUGAAUGCAAGCCCCCAGAGUUCACAACCUCCGACUGCCAAAGAGAUGGCUGACAUUCAGUCUCCCAAUGCCAGUGAGAUGACCACCUCCCGAUCUCAGACAGUCUUCAAGGAUUGGAAUGAUACCACCAAGGACCCAACAGCUGAUACCCAGACCCAGAAUGUUAACCAGGCCAAGAUGGCUACUUCCCAAGCUUCAAUAGAGACCGACCCAGGUAUCUCUGAACCUGAGGGUGCAGCUGCACAGGCAUCAGCAGAUGGUUCCCAGGCUCAGAAUCUGGAGUCCCGGACUAUAAUUCGGGGCAAGAGGACCCGCAAGAUUAAUAACUUGAAUGUGGAAGAAAACAGCAAUGGGGAUCAGAGGCGGGCCCCACUGACUUCAGGUACCUGGAGGUCUGCACCAGUUCCAGUGACCACUCAGAACCCACCUGGUGCACCGCCCAGCAUGCUCUGGCAGACCCCAUUGGCUUGGCAGAACCCAUCAGGCUGGCAGAACCAGACGGCCAGGCAGACCCCACCGGCACGUCAGAGCCCACCAGCUAGGCAGACUCCACCAACCUGGCAGAACCCAGUUGCUUGGCAGAACCCAGUGAUCUGGCCGAACCCAGUGAUCUGGCAGAACCCGGUGAUCUGGCCUAACCCCAUUGUUUGGCCUGGCCCAGUUGUCUGGCCAAACCCACUGGCCUGGCAGAAUCCACCUGGAUGGCAGACCUCACCUGGAUGGCAAACCCCACCAGGCUGGCAGGGAUCUCCAGACUGGCAAGGCCCUCCAGACUGGCCACUGCCGCCCGACUGGCCACUGCCGCCUGAUUGGCCACUUCCCACUGACUGGCCACUCCCACAUGACUGGAUCCCUACUGACUGGCCAGUUCCACCUGACUGGCAAAAUCUUCGACCUUCGCCAAACCUGCGCCCCUCCCCCAUCUCACGUGCCUCACAGAACCCGGGUGCCUCGCAGCCCCGAGAUGUGGCCCUUCUUCAGGAAAGAGCAAAUAAGUUGGUUAAGUACCUUAUGCUUAAAGACUACACAAAGGUGCCCAUCAAGCGUUCAGAAAUGCUGAGGGAUAUCAUCCGUGAAUACACUGAUGUUUAUCCAGAAAUCAUUGAACGUGCGUGCUUUGUCUUGGAGAAGAAAUUUGGGAUCCAGCUGAAGGAAAUUGACAAGGAAGAACACCUGUAUAUUCUUAUCAGUACCCCGGAGUCCCUGGCUGGCAUACUGGGAACGACCAAAGACACACCCAAGCUGGGUCUCCUCUUGGUAAUUCUGGGUGUUAUCUUCAUGAAUGGCAACCGUGCCAGCGAGGCUGUCCUCUGGGAGGCACUACGCAAAAUGGGACUGCGUCCUGGGGUCAGACAUCCCCUCCUUGGAGAUCUCAGGAAGCUUCUCACUUAUGAAUUUGUAAAGCAGAAGUACCUGGACUACAGACGAGUGCCCGACAGCAAUCCCCCUGAGUAUGAGUUCCUCUGGGGUCUUCGUUCCUACCAUGAAACUAGCAAGAUGAAAGUGCUGAGAUUCAUUGCAGAGGUUCAAAAGAGAGACCCUCGCGACUGGACUGCACAGUUCAUGGAGGCCGCAGAUGAAGCCUUGGAUGCUCUGGAUGCUGCUGCGGCUGAGGCUGAAACCCGGGCUGAGGCGAGAACCCGCAUGGGGAUUGGAGAUGAAGCCGUGUCUGGGCCCUGGAGCUGGGAUGAUAUUGAGUUUGAGCUGCUGACCUGGGAUGAGGAAGGAGAUUUUGGAGAUCCCUGGUCCAGAAUUCCAUUUACUUUCUGGGCCAGAUACCACCAGAAUGCCCGCUCCAGAUUUCCCCAAACCUUCGCCGGCCCCAUUAUUGGCCCUGGUGGUGCAGCCAGUGCCAACUUCGCUGCCAACUUUGGUGCCAUUGGUUUCUUCUGGGUUGAGUGAGAUGUUAGGUAGGUACAUCACUUUGGAUUGGGCAGUUAGUGUCCUUGGGGGAUGUAUUUAUGUGCAUGAGCUGGGAGUCAUACAAAACCCAUGGUGGGGAAAUGAGGGAAGUAGAGGGAAGCACUAUUUGGUAUUUAUAUUCCUUACUAUUUGACAGGUAUUAUUGAUCUUUUUACUUUUUCUUAUGUUCACAGAUAUUGCUAAUCAGUUGCAAUAGUCUUUCCCCUGAGUGAGGCUGAAGCCUCAGAUUCCUUCUAAACACAGCUAUCUAGAGAGCCACACCCUGUUGACUGAAAGUGGCAUGCAAGAGAAAAUAUUUGCUGUUCCUUGUCUAUUGCUUUUUUUUUCCUGUGUGCUGUCAAGUUUUCGUAUCAGCAAUAAACAUUGAAAUUGCAAAGUGGGUUAGAUGUGCUCCCUUUUAUUCUAUGUUCAGGGAGAGGGCAACUUGCUUAACUGGGAGAGACAGGACAGGGCCUUGGUCUAGCCUAAAGGCAAGAUCAGCUUCCAACCAGCGGAAAUGUUAAUGGAUUGAGAAACAAAGGAGGGGUCAAAGAACAUAUGUGUCAGUGAGGUAAAAGAACUAGUAUAAUUUAUUCAAUAAAUAUCACUCAAAUACCUAAUAUGUAAUAGAUAUGCUGCUAGGUGCUCUGGAGUGACAUUGAGAGAGGUAGAAUAAUUGAGAGGUAGACAUUGAGAGGGAGGGUGUAGGUGGUCAGAAAAUUGUAUUUAACAAGACAAAAGGUAGAAAUCCAGGUGACAACACGGACCAUGUUGG
This is a messenger RNA of Trichechus manatus latirostris (Florida manatee), 2960 nucleotides long. RefSeq names its product MAGE family member D1 (gene MAGED1). Gene Ontology annotation, cellular component: nucleus. The record is from RefSeq and is a predicted model, not a curated record. Gene Ontology annotation, biological process: negative regulation of transcription by RNA polymerase II. The coding region runs from base 131 to 2185 and encodes 684 amino acids. The transcript has 13 exons. NCBI's taxonomy places the organism in Eukaryota, Metazoa, Chordata, Mammalia, Sirenia, Trichechidae.